Molecule: messenger RNA, 1107 nt
Organism: Cannabis sativa
Lineage: Eukaryota; Viridiplantae; Streptophyta; Magnoliopsida; Rosales; Cannabaceae
Exons: 9
Coding region: 244-915 (223 amino acids)
Biological process (GO): protein transport; 'de novo' cotranslational protein folding; protein unfolding
Molecular function (GO): peptidyl-prolyl cis-trans isomerase activity; ribosome binding; protein folding chaperone
Source: RefSeq, a predicted model, not a curated record
CAAUUAUCGUUACAUUGCAUCAGAAAUCAAACAUCACACCUAUUAUCUCUCCUUCGAACUCGGUGCUUCUCUCCUUCACAGGUUCACUGUUACACUCCACUCCCUCCGUCUCCCACCUCCACCCUCCGCACUUCGGCCUUCCACCGGUGGCCUGCUCUCUCUCCCCCGACCUUCUCAACUAGUAAGUCUCUCAGGGUAGUGGAUUGUAAGCAUUUUAAGAAGAAGAAGAAGAAGAAGGAAAUAAUGCAAAUAGCCGUUAACACUUUCUUCUUCGGUUCUAAUCCUAAGAUAACAAGUUCCACUCAUCGAACAGUAAAUGCCCCGAAUCUCAAUUGCAGAAAGGCAUGCACCUCCUCCUCCUCCUCAAGUUAUCAUGAAGUAAGACUUGGAAAUUUUGCAGGAAAAUUAUACCCAAGGACAAGUCACAAAUGUUUUCCUUCCAUUUCUGCUGUGUUAUCAGGCGCCAAAGAUGUUGAGGUUUCUUCUUCUUCUUCUCAUUCUGAGUUGAAUGAUAUAUCAGUUACUACUGCUUCUGAUGAUACCGAGCCUGGAGAAUUAAAGAUAAGCAUAGAGGUUUCUGGUACCAAAACUCAAGAGAUUUUCGAUCAAGUUUUCGACAAGAUGGUUGCUCAAGCUCAGCCAAUCCCAGGCUUUAGAAGAGUUAAAGGAGGGAAGACACCUAAUAUACCGAAAGAUGUACUAUUGGAAGUCAUUGGACCUUCUAAAGUUUUCAAGCAAGUAAUCAAGAAAGUGAUCAACAUUAGUGUUAAUGAAUAUGUAGAGAAGGAAGGUUUAAAUGUUAGCAAGGAUUUGAGAGUUGAGCAAAGCUUUGAGUAUCUCGAAUCCAUGUUUAAGGAAGGUGAACAAUUCAACUUCGACGCAGUCUUACAGAUUCAAGAAAAUGGAGAGAGCUAGAGUAAGAUAUAGACAUUUUCAGUUUCAUACAAUACAGUUUAGUUGUAGUUGUAAUACAUAACAUUAUUUUGAUAUAGGGGAAGCUGAAUAUUCAUUCAUGAAGUUAGUUUUCAUCUCAUUUAUAAAUUUAGAACUCAUAACUCAUUUAGAGAGGGAAAAAAGAAAUAAUACUUGUAAACUUUUGAUUUUGAA